Messenger RNA from Schistosoma margrebowiei, 1177 nucleotides. NCBI's taxonomy places the organism in Eukaryota, Metazoa, Platyhelminthes, Trematoda, Strigeidida, Schistosomatidae. The record is from the annotation of a GenBank genome assembly.
GAGGUAUUAGAUAUUGAGCAGUUGCCACGGUGAAAGCUCCCGCGGUUUACAACUAAUUCUACUACGGUUGAUAUUUUUGCUGAACUUCUCAAUACUGUACACAAUUUUUUUCGAAUUUCUUGAAAAUGUCCUCAAUUCCACGUGUGUCAAGUUAGUUGACAUGAAAAAGAAAGGGAUAAUACUACGUUUCUUUUUGUCUGCUCACAAUGACAGAUGAUUUAAUGUCUUCACCCGAGGAUGACAUUUUCGUAGAUAAAGGAGAACUCUUGCGAGAAGAAUACGCUAACCUAAACAAUGAGAUUGAAGCAAUUUCCGAAGAAAUAUUAGACAUACAAAGUGAAUUAAUACUUACUGAACAUUCUAUCCAAGAACAAGAAGUUAAGAAUAAUGAAUAUAACUCGUACUUGGAGAAAAAGCAGUCGAAACGUUUGAAAAAUACAAUAACGUUAGAAGAUUAUUAUUUGUUUACCGUGAAUGAAUUAGAGAGAGAUAGAGAUGAAAUGUUGACUAUGUUCGCUAAAAAAAAGUCUGAAUUACAGGAUGUUUUACUACAGGAGAAAAAACUGCUUAAACAUGUCAAAGAAGAAUUAGUAUCAACAGCAGAUAUUCAAUUAAUUCGUCAAAAACAAGAAGCAGAAAUUGAACGUUUAGAAAAAGAAAUAAGAGCUACCCGCAAUUACCAAUCAGAAAAACUUCAACAGUUUAAAGAGACAUCUAAACAAAAACAUUUGGAGUUGGAAAAAGAAGCUAAGACUAUCUUGGAUAAUGUGACUGAAAAAAGUAAAAAGAUUUCAAACAAACUGAUCGUUGAACAUGUUAAUAAGAUAUGUAAAGAAAAUGAAGAAUUGUAUAAGGAUAUCCUAAAUAAAUCAGAAUUAAUAAAAGCUAUGGAAGCAGAAAAAUCAAACUUGGAGAAAAAAAAUGAAGAGGUCAGACAUAAUCAGGUGUUUUCCAAGGACCUGGAGUAUGUUGAAUAUAAACGUCGCGAAGGCUUGUCACAACUGAAAAGUUUAUCAACACAGAAAUAAAACAGCAUUAAGUUGCCAUAUAUUAUCAAAAGCAAACGGACUUUUUAAAAACUGUUGUUUCCAUCAUUCUAUUUUUAUGUAAUUAGUUUUCUUUACGGAUUUGAGUAGAGCCAGAGUAACAUUAAAAUCAGAAUACUAUGAAUUCAUUA